Messenger RNA from Linum trigynum, 786 nucleotides. NCBI's taxonomy places the organism in Eukaryota, Viridiplantae, Streptophyta, Magnoliopsida, Malpighiales, Linaceae. The record is from the annotation of a GenBank genome assembly.
AUGGACCGAGGAGCUCUCUCCUCUCUCCUCAAACUUGUUUGGUCGACGAUCUGGUUUCUCCUUGCGACUGCCGGAGGAUCAAUCGCCCGAUUGGUAGGCCUUGCUUUGGAGGUGGCGCUUACUAACCAGGGCUUGCAAUAUUUACGUUGGAUCGGGCAUCUCCUUUCUACACAAGGCCAUGAUCAACAGCCUAAUCCCAGAGCUACGAAUUGUGAUGCUCACCAUCGGCAAAGGAAGAAUGAGGCUCAAGCCUCAAGGAUGCGUACCGGCAACUGGACGGAAAAAUGUGAUAGGGACCAUGGCCUCGUCAAACGGAGAAGAAGUCUAGUUAUGGACCCACUACAGACCAGCCAUAAGAAUAAACGAGCUCGGCGCUGUAAACUGCCGGGGUGGCGUUUCCGCCUCCCUUCUCCUGGUGAGAUAGAAGGAAUGGCGUGGGAGGUUCCUACAUUGAAUUCGAGAAGCCAUACUGAGAAAGAAAAUGUUAUUGAAUACCCUGAUCAGAAUGAACUCAGAUCCCAGGAUGGGGCGAGGUCGAUCGGUAUGCAGGCGUGGCGUUUCAAGCUCCCGUCGUCCUUAGAGAUCGAUGGGGACGAGGGAACGGAUCGUGUGUCUUGUGAUAAACCGGGAACGGCAACAACACCUGCCGUGCAGAACGAAACGGCGGCAUCAGGAUUCAGAUCCCGGAAUGGGGCGAAGCCUGGGGCACUACGAGAUGGUGGAAUACUAAAAGUUGGUUCGACCGGAUCCCGUCCAGUAAGUUCCUCCUGGCCAGGCUUGUGCUAG